Messenger RNA from Symbiodinium sp. CCMP2456, 1167 nucleotides. The record is from the annotation of a GenBank genome assembly. NCBI's taxonomy places the organism in Eukaryota, Dinophyceae, Suessiales, Symbiodiniaceae.
AUGUCGGCAGUGGCAACAGAGUUUGGCUUCGAUGGGCCGGAGAGGGACGAAAAACUGGGUGGCAUCGUGAGCCUCGUCUUCUUCGCAUGUGGAGCCGUUGCUUCUCUGGUAAUCGGUCGGCUUGCCGACGUCAUGCAACGCAGGAACUUGGUCUGCGUUUGCAUGCUGGUCGGAUCUUGCGGCACAUUUGCCAACUCGCAGGCUGUUGGCUUUGUUUCGCUGUUGUUCGGUCGUGGUGCGGUGGGUAUCGCUGCCGGUGGCCUGAUGCCAACAAGCUUCGCAAUCAUUGGGGACUUGUACCCACCAGACGAACGUCCUCAUGCAAUUGCCGUGGUCGGCAUCGUUUCAGGCUUUGGGAUUUCAAUUGGUCAAGCUUUGGCUGGCUUUGUUGGGACUGCUGCUGGAUGGCGUGCACCGUUUGCGAUUGUCGGCGUAACCGGCUGGUGCGUUGCGAUUCUACUUUUCUUCAUUCAGAAAGAGCCUGAGCGAGCGAGUGAACGCAUUGACCAUGAUAACACGUCAUGGUGUGCUGCACUUUCCAGGCCAACGGUAGUUUGCGGGUGUUUUCAAAGCAUUUUUGCGUGUGUGCCGUGGUCGAUAGUGGGAACGUUCUUUACGGACUACCUCGCUGUUGAUGCCGGCAUGGGUGUUCCAGCUGCCACCACCGUGUUGUUCAGUAUGGGCGUGGGCUGCGUGUCAGGCACUCUGGUGGGUGGCAAACUGGGCCAGUGCUUGUAUAAACGGGACAAGACCCUGCAGGCUUGGCUCAUGGGACUUACUGUGUGGGCAGGCACGCUGCCCUUCUUGAUUCUGUUUUUUGCCGGUUCUUUUGGCCAGCCCUGGAUGUACCACGUCUUGUCGUUUCUCGGAGUCUUUUUGGCUUCCAUGUCGCCUGUGAACCUGAAAGCGGUCCUCCUGAAUGCCGUUCCGACCCAAUCGCGAGGCAGGGUUUUCGGCGUCUUUAACAUCAUGGACGACCUGGGCAAAGGCCUUGGACCAGCGCUGGUGGCCAGCUGGGUCCGAUACCUGGGCAGAAAGGAAUCCUUCAUGCUAGGCAUGCUCUUCUGGCUUCCCUCCGGCUUCUUUUGCUUAAUGCUCACCCGCACAAUCCGACAAGACGACCUGACUGACAAAGCCUGCGAGGAGGGCUUCAGCAUGCUUCAGUAA